Molecule: messenger RNA, 1449 nt
Organism: Fusarium graminearum PH-1
Lineage: Eukaryota; Fungi; Ascomycota; Sordariomycetes; Hypocreales; Nectriaceae
Exons: 9
Coding region: 1-1449 (482 amino acids)
Molecular function (GO): acyltransferase activity
Source: RefSeq, a predicted model, not a curated record
AUGGCGGCUUUACCGUCACUAACGCCAGUUAUCAUCGGUAUCGGCGAGAGUCGUCAGAAAGACUUCACCAUCGAAACAUGCCGAGAGCCGGCUGAGCUCAUCUUAUCAGCUAUCCGCGAUGCAUCCAAGGACUCUAGCAUUAAUGCCGUUGAGAAAUUAGACAGUAUCUCCGUUGUGCCACCGUGGUCCUGGAACUACGACGAUCUGCCUAAACUGCUUGCGCAAAGACUUGGUAUCCAGCCAUCUCAUCUCGAACUCGCUAGUCAUGGAGGGAACACGCCUGCUCUUCUCUGUGACAAAGCUGCUGCGAGGGUCGCGUCUGGAGACGUCAAGAUGGCUGUUGUUACAGGAGGAGAAGCAUUGGCCUCACUUUUCGCUUGUCAAAAGGCUGGGAAAAUUCCUCCACCAGGGUGGACUGAGAUGAGCCCGGAUGCCAAAAGAUACAGUCCGGGAGAUACAUCUCUUAAGAAAGGAGCUGGUGCGACACAUUCAAUCGGCAACCCAAUCCAAGUGUACCCUCUGUACGAAAACGCAUACAGGAAGCAAAACCAGCAAUCCUAUAUCGAGAACCACCACGAAUCAGCAGAACUCUAUACUCAAUUCGAUAAGAUAGCGUGCCAGCAUCCCAACAGUUGGAGAGCAGAGGAAACCCCACGAACGCUUGAAGAUAUCAAGACAGUGAGCAAACGCAAUAGAAUGAUAUGCACACCUUAUCCAUUAUUAAUGAAUGCAUUCAAUGGAGUCAACUUGGCCGCUGCUUGUAUCAUCACGUCAACCGAGUAUGCUACCAAGUUGGGGGUACCGCGUGAGAAAUGGGUGUAUGUGACGGGUGGUGCUGGCUCGAACGACAGUUCGGACUUCUGGGAACGAUCGAACUAUUACUCAAGCCCUGCCAUUGAGUAUUCUAUCGACAACGCUCUGAAAGCUGCUGGACUCAAGAAAGAUGAGAUAGACUGCUUCGACUUUUACUCGUGCUUCCCUAUCGUACCGAAGAUUGCUUGCAAACAUGUUGGACUCGACCUGCUGAAUCCAAAGAAGCCCAUAACGCUCCUUGGUGGAUUAACUUCUUUUGGUGGCGCAGGAAAUAAUUAUUCGCUACACGCCAUCGCGGAGAUGGUCCGAGUUAUUCGCAAAGGCAAAUACCAGAACGGUCUAGUUCUUGCCAACGGCGGAGUUCUGUCCUGGCAACACGCUAUCUGUCUGUCUGCAAAGCCAAAGAGAAAUGGCUCGGCCUAUGAAGCACCAGCAGUUCUUGACAAUGGACAAACGUCUCAAGGUCCGACAUUUACUGCUCAGGCACAAGGCGAAGCCAUAAUUGAGACAUACACCGUGGAUCAUGAUCGAAGUGGUCCGAAGUUGGGACAUAUCAUAGGAAGGCUUGUCGAAACUGGUGACAGGUUCAUUGCGAACCAUGGCGAUGAGAUGACUUUGUCGGCUCUCCCACACUAG